CACCCAUAUUGUUUGUAUAAAAGCAAUGCAAAUGUUGAAUUAAGCCAUUUGCAUUUGGCCACUGUUGAACUCAGUCUUUCGGAUGUCUGUCUUUCUUUGCACACUGCUGCUUAUCUUUCAACUUCAUGCAAAGGCAGAAAAGCAUCUUUGCCGAAUGAUGGGGGACCCGAAGUACCCGUUGCUAUCCAAGGAUGGAGACGUAAAUAUUGGAGCACUUUUUCCAAUCCACAACAUAGAGACAUUACCUUCAUUUCAGUUUAAACAAAAACCUCAGCUUUUUUCAUGCUCAAGUGUGAGUCUGAGAGAUUUUCGAAUGGCUCAAAUCAUGAUCUUUGCCAUUGAGGAGAUUAACAGAAGUGAACGUUUGCUCCCAAAUGUUUCUAUUGGCUACCGAAUUUAUGAUACCUGUGGUUCAGUGCUAUCUUCUAUGGGUGCAAAUAUAGCUUUAAUGAAUGGUCAAGAAUUUGCAUCAGGGGACAGAUGCAAUGGACAGUCUCCUAUUCAUGCUAUCAUAGGAGAAACGGAGUCAUCUAACACAGUCAUUCUGUCCAGAACUACAGGACCUUUUAAAAUUCCAGUGAUAAGUCCCUCAGCCUCAUGUGAAUGUCUCAGUAAUAGAAAAGAUUACCCCUAUUUCUUCAGGACUAUCGCUAGUGAUUACCACCAGAGCAGAGCACUAGCAUACAUAAUCAAAUACUUUGACUGGUCUUGGGUGGGAGCUGUGAACAGUGACAACGAUUAUGGAAACUAUGGAAUGGCAAUAUUUCUGAAUACAGCCAAGAAGGAGGGGAUUUGUGUGGAGUACUCUGUAAAAUUCCAAAGAACAGAGCCUGAAAAACUCAAAAAUGUGGUAACCACAAUAAAAAAAGGCACUGCGAAAGUAAUUGUCGCAUUUCUAACCAAUUUUGAAAUGAACAAUCUACUUGAUCAAUUAAUUAUUCAGAACAUUACAGGCCUUCAAGUAAUUGGUGUGGAGGCAUGGAUAACAGAAAACAGUAUGGUCAUUCCAAACAGUUUUCAUGUGCUGGGAGGAUCAUUGGGGUUUGCAGUGAAAAAAAACAAUAUUGAAGGUUUUGCAGAUUAUGUCAUAAAAGAAUUCUGGGACACAGCUUUUCCAUGCUCACAGACUGAGGGGAAUUAUUCUCAAUAUGAAUUAAUUUGCAAUGCAUAUCAAGAUCUCCUUGUGUUGAAAAGUGACAAUGAAGAUGUGCCUGAACAAAGAUAUGCAAGCAAUGUUUACAAAUCAGUUUAUGCUGUGGCUCAUUCACUACACAAUCUACUAAAGUGCAAAGAAAAAGACGGUUGUGAAACAGACCUGAAAAUACAACCAGAGCAGGUGGUUGAGGCUCUAAAAAAGGUAAAUUUCACCAUAAAGAUGGGAGAUUAUGUGUGGUUUGACAGCACUGGUGCAGUUGUAGCCCAAUAUGAAGUUGUUAACUGGCAGCAGGACUCUAAUGGAUCAAUCAUGUUUAAACCAGUGGGAUACUAUGAUGCCUCACUGGCCCCUGGCCAACAAAUCAUGCUCAACACUGACAACAUAAUCUGGGCUGGAGGACAACUGGAGAAGCCAAGGUCUGUGUGCAGUGAGAGCUGUCCUCCAGGCACUAGGAAAGCUGCACAGAAAGGAAGACCUGUCUGCUGUUAUGACUGUAUUCCAUGUGCAGACGGAGAAAUCAGUAAUGAGACAGAUUCAAAUAACUGCAAGCAGUGUCCAAUGGAAUAUUGGUCUAAUGCUGAGAAAAAUAAAUGUGUGUUAAAGGCUGUCGAAUUUUUGUCAUUCACAGAACUUAUGGGUAUAGUUCUAGUCUUUUUCUCACUGUUCGGAGUAGGCUUAACUGUAAUGGUGGCCAUCCUGUUUUACAACAAGAAGAACACCCCCAUAGUUAAAGCCAACAAUUCAGAGCUGAGCUUCCUGCUGCUCUUCUCAUUGAUUCUUUGUUUUCUCUGUUCACUUACUUUCAUUGGUCAGCCCACUGAGUGGUCCUGUAUGUUGCGUCACACAGCGUUUGGGAUCACUUUUGUCCUCUGUAUCUCCUGUGUUCUGGGUAAAACAAUAGUGGUGUUAAUGGCCUUCAGGGCUACACUUCCAGGAAGUAAUAUCAUGAAAUGGUUUGGGCCCGCACAACAACGACUCAGUGUUCUUGUAUUUACACUUGUACAGGUUUUUAUCUCUGUGCUAUGGCUAACAAUAUCUCCUCCAUUUCCCUACAAAAAUAUGAAAUAUUACAAAGAAAAGAUCAUUCUUGAGUGCAGUCUUGGUUCUACUGUAGGUUUCUCUGCUGUUUUGGGUUAUAUUGGCUUACUGGCUGUCUUGUGCUUCAUGAUGGCUUUUCUGGCUCGCACACUGCCUGAUAAAUUCAAUGAAGCCAAAUUCAUCACAUUCAGUAUGCUCAUAUUCUGUGCUGUAUGGAUCACAUUUAUCCCAUCUUAUGUCAGUUCUCCCGGAAAAUUUACUGUAGCUGUAGAGAUAUUUGCCAUUUUAGCUUCAAGCUUUGGUUUACUAUUCUGCAUAUUUGCACCAAAAUGUUAUAUAAUCAUGUGUAAGCCUGAACAAAAUACAAAGCAGCAUAUGAUGGGAAAGUUUAACAAAUAAACUGAUUUAAAUGAACUUUUUCAAUGCUAUAUAUGUGGACAAAGCCAUAACAAUUUAAACGUACAAAGUAGCUCUGUAGGAAGUAUGUGGUCAAUGAGCUUGUGUCAGUCACCAUGUUCUGUAUGUUGCCGGUUUUCAUGUUGCUAGGAAUUUAGGAUAAUUUCUGACAUUUCAUACUGAUGGCUGUUGUAAUGGCAUUUUUAUGGUGGUAUCUUAAUUGUUGUAAUAUGUGUAAAACAGAGCUGUUCCUUGCAGUUUUACAGAUAUAGUGUUAAAAUUGGUUCUUUUCAUUGGAAGAGAUUGCAGCAGAUAGUAGCCUAAAUAAUCUUUUAUUUAAAUGAAAAACUUCACUGACAAAUGUUUAUUGCUUGUGUGUAUCUCUUUUACCCAUCUAAAAGCGCACUAGAUAUUUGGAUUUGUAGUGCAAAUAUAUGGGAAAAAAUAUCUGGCCAAAUAUAUUUCAAAUAUAUGGUAAAUAUAUGUUGUUGUCACGGUCACCGCCUGCCCCUGUCAGUUCCCGGACUACACUUCCCACAAUCCUCCCUGUCAGUCCCAUGUUCACGACACACCAAUCACCUGUUGCCACAUCCACCCUAGCACACCACACUGAUCACCACACCCAGCUGCAGCUCAUUAACAGGACUAUAAAGGACUUCCAAACACACCACCUCACCGCGAAGUAUUGUUAACAUCCCGUUGCAAUUUCUGAGUGUUAUUCCCUGUUUGCCUGUCUGUUCCCGACCUUGUCUGUUUUCCCGUUUUGAUUCCCUGCCGCCGGCCCCUGGACCCUUUGGAUUGUUUAUUGUUCUCUGGUUUUGUGAUUGCUAUCUGCCUGCCUUUUGACCCACCGCCUGUACCCUGACUACGACCCUGCCUGUCCUUUGCUGUUCCUGUUUGCCCCGAUUGACUCUGCCUGUACGACCAUUCUCACUGUAAAUAAA
Megalobrama amblycephala (Wuchang bream) is the source of this 3534-nucleotide messenger RNA. Its product is annotated as extracellular calcium-sensing receptor-like. The transcript has 6 exons. Gene Ontology annotation, cellular component: membrane. Bases 83 to 2593 code for a protein of 836 amino acids. The record is from RefSeq and is a predicted model, not a curated record. Lineage: Eukaryota; Metazoa; Chordata; Actinopteri; Cypriniformes; Xenocyprididae. Gene Ontology annotation, molecular function: G protein-coupled receptor activity. Gene Ontology annotation, biological process: G protein-coupled receptor signaling pathway.